Messenger RNA from Diceros bicornis minor, 1847 nucleotides. RefSeq names its product sialic acid-binding Ig-like lectin 9. Gene Ontology annotation, cellular component: plasma membrane. The record is from RefSeq and is a predicted model, not a curated record. NCBI's taxonomy places the organism in Eukaryota, Metazoa, Chordata, Mammalia, Perissodactyla, Rhinocerotidae. Gene Ontology annotation, biological process: cell adhesion. Gene Ontology annotation, molecular function: sialic acid binding. The transcript has 9 exons.
AUGGACAGCACCAUCCCAUUGCCUGCAGCUCACCAGGUCUACAAUCAUUCUUGGGAGGACAGGGAGGUCCUGGUGCCAGGACACCUGUUGUCACCCCACUGGACAAUGACUCUCAGGACAGUGUCCAUGGCUGAACCCCGAGAAACGGACUGUCCCUGGAGGAACCUGAGACUGUCAACCUCAGACACCCUUCUGCUUCAGCUGCUCACCCUUCUCUGGUGGAGGGAGAGGGCCGAGGGCCAGGGGAGGCCCAGGAAAAAUUACAAGGAUUACAAACUGCAAGUGCAGGGGUUGGUGACGGUGCAGGAGGGUCUGUGUGUGCGGGUGCCCUGCUCCUUCUCCUACCCCCGGGAUGGCUGGAAUGUGUCUACUCCAGCUCAUGGCUACUGGUUCCAGGAAGGAGCCAGUACAGACCGAGAUCUUCCAGUGGCCACAAACAACCCUGAUCAAAAAGUGCGGGAGGAGACCCAGGCCCGAUUUCACCUCUUUGGACACCCUCGGACCUACAACUGCUCCCUGGACAUCAGAGAUGCCAAGAGGAGGGACAGUGGAAGAUACUUUUUUCGGGUGGAGAGAGGAAAUACAAAAUUUGAUUACAAAUUUAACCGUCUCUUUGUGCAUGUGUUGGCCCUGACCCACACACCCCUCAUCCUCAUCCUGGGGACCCUGGAGUCUGGCCACCCCAGGAACUUGACCUGCUCUGUGUCCUGGGCCUGCGAGUGGGGCACACCGCCCAUCUUCUCCUGGACGUCAGCUGCCCUCACCUCCCUGGGCCCCAGGAACCACCUCUCCUCUGUGCUCACCCUCACCCCACGGCCCCAGGACCACAGUACCAACCUCACUUGUCAGGUGAAGUUCCCUGCGGCUGGUGUGACUGUGGAAAGGACCAUCCACCUCAACGUGUCCUACUCUCCACAGAACUUGACCGUCACUGUCUUCCUAGGAAACAGCACAGCACCCACAACCCUGAAGAAUGGGUCAUCUCUUUCAGUCCUGGAGGGUCAGUCUCUGAUCCUGGUCAGUGUGGUCGACAGCAACCCCCCUGCCAGGCUGAGCUGGGCCCACAGGAAUCAGACCCUGACCCCCUCACAGCCCUCAAACCCUGGGGUCCUGGAGCUGCCCCAGGUGGAGUCGGGGCAUGAGGGUGAAUUCACCUGCCAAGCUCAGCACCCUCGGGGCUCCCUGCAUGUCUCCCUGAGCCUCUCUCUGCAGAGAAAAGCGUGUCCUUUAUCAGGAGUGGCGCUGGGUGCAGUCUGGGGAGCAAGUGCUAAGACUCUGCUCUUCCUGUCCUUCUGCGUCAUCAUCAUCAUAGUGAGGUCCCGCAGGAAGAAAGCAGCAAGGCCAACAGUGGGCUUUGAAGGCAUGGACAUGGAAGGUGCAAACCCUGUCACAAGGUAAGUUCCUCAGGGUCCCCUGACUGAAUCCCAGGCAGACAGCCUCCCAGCCCACCCUCCCCCAGAUGUGGCUGCCCUCUGCUCAGGGGAGGAAGAAGAACACCAUUAUGCAUCUUUCAGCUUUUGUGGGAUGAAGCCUUAGGACCCACAGGAAUGGGAGGCCGCUGGUAGUGAGUACUCAGAGAUCAAGAUCCACAAGUGAGAAACUGCAGAGAUUCAACCCUGGCUUGAGGGAUCACGGCCCCUGUGGGGCAAAGAAAAAGUCAGGGCUGAUUCCAUAGAGUUAAAAUCCCUCUUACUAGUGCAAAGAACACAGACUUUGGAACCAAAGUAUUUUGAGUUUGAGUCCACACUCUGCCUCUUUACUAAGUAAGUGACAGACCAACCCCUACCUCUCUGCCUCAGUUUCCUGCUCUGUGCAACGUGGGAGAGAAGCCCCACCUGCAAGGUUGU